Messenger RNA from Aspergillus saccharolyticus JOP 1030-1, 1590 nucleotides. RefSeq names its product CDC50/LEM3 family protein. Gene Ontology annotation, cellular component: Golgi apparatus; plasma membrane; endoplasmic reticulum. The coding region runs from base 97 to 1293 and encodes 398 amino acids. Lineage: Eukaryota; Fungi; Ascomycota; Eurotiomycetes; Eurotiales; Aspergillaceae. The transcript has 6 exons. The record is from RefSeq and is a predicted model, not a curated record.
GUGCAAGUCACCCCCUAAGAAUCCUUAAGUCGCGCCGCAUCUCUCAUCAACCUCCUGUCUUAUGACUGGCGACGCAUAAGUCUAGGUUCAGCAGCAAUGUCUCGUACACAAGCAUCCCGUACAGAGCACAGUGACGAAGAUCAUGGGCGUCCCGAUGACGAGAAAAAGUCUAGGAACAGAAGACCAGCGAACACCGCUUUUCGGCAACAGCGCCUGAAAGCCUGGCAGCCUAUUUUGACCCCUAAGAGCGUAUUGCCUCUCUUCUUUGUCAUCGGCGUAAUUUUUGCUCCCAUCGGUGGUCUUUUGCUAUGGGCAAGCUCGCAGGUCCAAGAGAUUGUCAUAGACUAUUCAGAAUGUGCCGACAAGGCAUCGUCCCAGCCAACUUCCAUUACGGAUAGAGUGAAAACUUCGUUCAAGUCCAGCAAAGAACAGUCAACACCGACUUGGCAGAGCCUAGACAAAAACGGGACAACUGUUUGUCGCUUGAUCUUCGAAAUUCCAGAUAAAUUAGAGCCGCCCGUAUUCAUGUACUAUCGCCUGACCAAUUUCUACCAGAACCACCGCAGAUACGUCAAGUCACUCGAUAUUGAUCAGCUGAAAGGGAAGGCUGUUGACAAUGACACUAUCAAAGGAGGAUCUUGUGAUCCUCUUGAACUUGACCCUUCUGGAAAGGCGUAUUAUCCAUGCGGUCUUAUCGCAAAUUCGCAAUUUAAUGAUACAAUUAGCAGCCCACAGCUUUUGAAUGGCGAUGAUGCUCAGACAUAUUACAUGACUAACAAAGGUAUAGCAUGGGACAGUGACAAACAGCUGAUUAAGAAAACCCAGUACGAUAAGUGGCAGGUCGUUCCUCCUCCUAAUUGGCAUGAUCGCUAUCCAAAUGGAUAUGUUGACGGGAUACCGAAUCUUCAUGAGGAUGAAGAAUUUAUGGUAUGGAUGAGAACCGCAGCAUUGCCGGCUUUCAGCAAAUUAUCGCGGAGAAAUGACACAUCGGCCAUGGCUGCUGGAAGCUAUCAGCUUGAUAUCGAGGAUCGCUUUCCAGUCACGGAGUACGGUGGUACGAAGUCGAUACUCAUAUCCACUCGGACUGUUAUUGGUGGUCAAAACCCGUUUAUGGGCAUUGCGUAUGUAGUUGUUGGUGGAGUGUGCAUUGUGCUCGGCGCACUUUUUACCAUCGCUCACCUAGUACGACCCAGAAAACUCGGCGAUCAUACUUACUUGACGUGGAACAAUGAUCAUGAUAGCUCUGCCACUUCAACAGGAAGAGAUGAGAGGUUUGGGUCCCAUGCUCCUUAGCGAUAUCCACCGUUCGCUCGUCCCAUGGCCUGCCUCAGGAAUGUAUUCUCUCUCUUUCUAUUUUCCAAGCAGUCCUGCUCGUUGUAUGGUGGUUGCGUUUCUCGACCCGGACCUACAUGUUUCUGAGGGCUGUAUUCAUGGAGUUGCUCGGAUUGUGCCUCACUUUCGUCUAUACAAAUUGAUCAGAGCUGUUCUAAGUUGUCUGCUCUUCUGAUCAGACGCGUGCGGGAAAACACUGUUUUUGUUCUUCCAAUCUGCGCAUGCAUCCCUAGCUGCGGCAUUCUUGAACGUACGGAA